UUUUACCCCUACCCCCACCCCUCGCUCCUGAACCGGACUUAUCAGGAGCCAGUAGCUUGCUAGGACCUGGCUUGGCAUCGGAUCAUGGAGGAUGCGUGGCUAGUUGCAGAUCCGAAUCAGAAGCCCGUUUACAGAGAAGCUCACCAGGAGACCUGUGACAGUCUGGUGGCACUGAGACCUGCAAGUCCCAAACCCAAUGAGAUUUUCCUGGUGGAAGAAGAUGAGGAACCUUGUGUCCCGGCAUCUAUUAAUAGGGAGAAUGCCAGAAGAGCCACCUUAGCAGUCGAGGGACUGGGCAGUGAAGAGGAGGAGGAGAGCGACGAGGAAGAUGUCCAGCAGCACGACAGCCCUGCGGUGGUGCAACUGGACGCCGGGAACUGCCAGAGCCUUCACUGGAGGGUGGUGCAGCAAGUGGGCGGCGGCAAGGUCCUGGCGCGGGAGGGGCCUCCCCUCGUGGUCCUGCAGAAGGGCUACGAGUGCGAGGACUGCGGCAAGGUGUUCAGCUGCAGCUCGCACUACAGCAAGCACCGGCGCACGCACACGGGCGAGCGCCCCUUCCGCUGCGGCGACUGCGGCAAGAGCUUCAACGUCAGCUCCAACCUCUACCGGCACCAGCGGGCACACGCCAGCGCCGGCGCCAAGCCGGCGGCCCCCGCGCCCUCCCUGAUGCCCAGCCGCGGGUUGCCCUACCAGUGCGCCGAGUGCGGGCGCUGCUUCCGCCGCAACACGGAGCUGGUGACGCACCAGCGCCUGCACACCGGGCGCUUGCCCUUCCAGUGCGGCGACUGCGGCAAGAGCUUCUCGUGGAGCUCCCACUUCGCCCGGCACCUGCGCAUCCACACCGGCGAGAAGCCCUACCCGUGCGACGAGUGCGGCAAGCGCUUCAGCCGCAGCUCGCACCUCUACCGCCACCAGCGCACGCACGGCAACAGCGCGGCGGCCAGCGUCACCCGCGCCUACAUCUGCACCUACUGCGGGCGCAGCUUCAGCACCACGCUGCACUUUGACCAGCACCAGCGCACUCACCGCGGGCGCAAGCCCUACAAGUGUACCCUGUGCGGCAAGGCCUUUGCCGACGGGCUGGCUCUGGUGAAACACCAGCGCCUGCACCUGAUGGGCGGGGACCAGAGCCACCAGUGCGCCGAGUGCGGGCAGAGCUUCGGCGGGCGCUCGCAGCUGGCCCGGCACCGCCGGCUGCACGGCACCGCCGAACAGCCCUACGGCUGCGGGGAGUGCGGGCAGAGCUUCGGCACGCGGGGCCAGCUGGCUCAGCACCGCCGGCUGCACCUGUCGGCCGACAAGCCCUACCGCUGCGGGGAGUGCGGGCUGAGCUUCACCUGGAGCUCCCACUGGGAGAGGCACCGGCGCAUCCACACGGGCGAGAGGCCUUACUCCUGCGCGGACUGCGGCAAGCGCUUCGGGCGCACCUCCCACCUCUACCGGCACCAGCGCACCCACGCCGGCGGGCAGCCCCACGUCUGCCCGGACUGCGGCAAGAGCUUCAACAGCACCUUGCACUUCCAGAGGCACCAGCACGCCCACCACCUCGAACCGGACGGCGGCCCGUUCCCCGGCCGGGCCUGCGGUGACUGUGCGAAGCCCUGCGCCACCUCCGCUGCCGCCUCCUCUCUGCUCAAGAACCAACACGCCCAUGCGGGCGAGAGGCCGUACCCCUGCCCCCAGUGCGGGCGCCGCUUCCGCGACACCGAACAUCUCUACCGCCACCUCCGCAGCCAUGCCCACCGGGCAGGGGAGACUGUACUCAUGCCGGCUUCUACACAGCGCAAGGAGCUGGUGUCGUGCUAA
Molecule: messenger RNA, 1806 nt
Organism: Lacerta agilis (Sand lizard)
Lineage: Eukaryota; Metazoa; Chordata; Lepidosauria; Squamata; Lacertidae
Product: zinc finger protein 135-like
Exons: 4
Coding region: 85-1806 (573 amino acids)
Biological process (GO): regulation of transcription by RNA polymerase II
Cellular component (GO): nucleus
Molecular function (GO): RNA polymerase II cis-regulatory region sequence-specific DNA binding; DNA-binding transcription activator activity, RNA polymerase II-specific
Source: RefSeq, a predicted model, not a curated record